Phragmites australis (common reed) is the source of this 4019-nucleotide messenger RNA. RefSeq lists its product as uncharacterized. The transcript has 5 exons. Gene Ontology annotation, cellular component: nucleus. Bases 463 to 3627 code for a protein of 1054 amino acids. The record is from RefSeq and is a predicted model, not a curated record. Gene Ontology annotation, biological process: DNA-templated transcription. NCBI's taxonomy places the organism in Eukaryota, Viridiplantae, Streptophyta, Magnoliopsida, Poales, Poaceae.
CAGGUGAGUAAGGCCCAAAUAAGCGGAUUAAGGGCCAACUAAACGCAUCAGCCCAACAAUCACUGGCAAAGCCUACUAUCAUAACUCAAUCAAGGCCCCAAAAGCGGACAAACCGCCUGGCUGCUGCAGAUACAUACCGUGGCGUACGCAGUUUGCGCGGAGCAGGGUGCGGAUAGACCCACCACCCUUGGUCCAUCUCAUGUCAUCCAUCCAUCCCCACGCACCUAGAAGCAAAUGGAAAACCCAACCAAAUAAAUCAACGAGACGAGCUAGCAACAGCAUCGCUAACCCUAAAAACCCCCAAUCUCCCACCUCCCGAUCCCGGUCUCGCCGCCGCGACCACGGGGCUCACCGGCCGGCCGACCCGCCGCGACUGCUCCGGAGGUAUCUGGGUUGAAGUUGUGUUAACAAAGACAGCCGUUUGUGCCAAGAAUCUUGGGAGCUCUGAAAGGAGAUUUCAUAAUGGAGUUCUCAAAGCAAGGGCAGACACCUAACAUGGGGUCCCAACCGCUGCCCUCUUCAAAUGUCCAAUCUAAUCAGGCCGAGUAUCCCUCUAUGUUUUAUCCAUCCUUGCCCGGUGGCUGGGGUGCACAGCCGAUGUUCUCUAUGGGAGCUUCGGUACCACUUAGCUCAUAUUAUAUUGUCCCUAUGAGUCAACAAUCAGUCCAAGUUGGUGCUUCCAGGCCAGAUGCUUCACAUCCUUUGGGGGCACAACCUUUAAUGAGUAGAGUAUCAUUGAGGCCACCCCAGCAGGUGCUAAAUAUUCAAACAUCUUUUCCAGCAAUGGUUGGAUCACAACCCUCGCCAUCCACUGCAGGCAAGAAAUCACAACAGACAGUUGCUUCUCCAAAGGUUCAAAUGUUAAAAUCUACUCUGUUACAAUCUAUUAAACGUUCUGCGCAGAAGGAGCCACUAUCAAAGGUCCAACCUCAGCAACUUGAUUCUGUCAGGUCCAAGUUCAGGGAGUCACUUACUGCUGCACUAAAAAUGGAUUCUGAUCAACAGAGUAAAAGUCAAUCUUCUGAGAAUGUUCAGCCUGAUGGGUCUGUGGACAAAAUGAAUCAGGCGGAGGGAGAUGCAGUACAUGAUUCAGCGACAACCGCAUCGAAAGAUGUGAGCACAACCAAUUCAGUUGCGGUCACAACUGUAGCUGCCAAGAAAUGCGAGGAAGAUGAGAAGUUUAGCAGUGAUUUAGUUUCAAACAUGAUCACAAGCAUAAAUGGUGACAUGCAGCAACAAUCAGACCAUGUUUCUUCAGAAGAUGCAUUAUUGAGUCAGUGUAUGGUUGCAGAUGAGCUCUUGCAAGGUCAUGGACUUAGUUGGGUUUCUGAUUUUGAUACUGGGAUUUCUGAACCUUAUAUGGAACCUAAUUUAAAGAGGCCGAGAACUUCUGGUGUGGACCCUGGGGUUACAGAAUCUCUGACAGAGUCCGAGUCAAAAAGAAUGAAGUCUGCCAAUGAGGCAGUGAUAAAUAAGGAUAGUCUUAAUCAAAAGGCUGAAAGUUUGGCAUUUAAAAUUGAAGAGGAGUUGUUCAAACUUUUUGGUGGAGUUAAUAAGAAGUAUAAGGAGAAAGGUAGAUCGCUUUUGUUUAACUUGAAGGACAAAAGCAAUCCUGAGCUAAUAGAGAGGGUCUUGUCUGGAGAUAUUGCACCUGAACGUCUCUGUUCAAUGACUGCUGAAGAUCUUGCAUCCAAGGAGCUCUCACAGUGGCGGUUGGCUAAAGCUGAAGAGUUUGCACAAAUGGUUGUCCUUCCUACUACUGAAGUUGAUGUUAGGCGUUUGGUUAGGAAAACACACAAAGGAGAGUUCCAAGUAGAAGUAGAAGAACCAGAUGGUAUCUCAGUGGAGGUUGAGCUUGGGGGUAAUCUUACUAAUAUUCUGUCAAAAGCUGUGGAAGAUCAGACGAAGUGCAAUGACAAAACGAAUUCAGAUGAUAAAGCAGUUGUUCAAGAAAAAAACAAGGCAUUUGAUAGCACUUCACAAGAUGAGGAUGGUGGGACAGGCAACAAUGAUUUGUCAGGUGAUCUAGAGUAUAUUGAUAAUGAGAAAGCUGAUCUCAUGCAGGAACUUAUUUUGGAUGACAUGAAGGACGAAAAUCUUCCACCAAUUCCUUCGUUAGAUGAAUUCAUGCAGGGCUUAGAUUCCGAGCCUCCUUUUGUUGAUCUCUCAGUUGGGACCACACAAGAAGAUGGCAAUGAUUGUGAGGAACCUGACACCACCUUGGAGUCCGAGGAACUUCCUGAAACAGAAGAUAAAGCUUCUGCACCAGAGAAGACUGCAUCUGAAUCUGAUAAGUCAUCUCCAAAGGUUAACAGUGAACACAAGUUAGAGUCACCUGGACAUGCAGCGGGUCAAAAUUCGGAUUUUACCGAACCAGGUGAAGGAGAGCUGAUCAAAAUCUCCCCUGGUAAAGAUGAGGUCAAGCAAACAGCUACUGAUAAUGUGUCUAAUCCUGAUUCUAUUCUGCACAAUAAGGCAACUACUAUUCCUAUGAUACGUGAGAGUAUAUGGGAGGGUGCAAUCCAACUGACUAUGUCUUCACUCACUAAUGUUGUUGCCAUCUUCAAAAGUGGUGAAAAGCCAUCACUAAAAGAGUGGCGUACCUUUGUUGAGAUCAAGGGGAGAGUUAAACUUAGCGCUUUUCAAGAGUUUGUCGAACAGCUUCCCAAAUCCAGAAGCCGUGCUAUAAUGGUAACUGAGCUGUGUUGGAAGGAGGGUUCUCUGGAGAGUGGUCGCCAACAUCUCUUGCAGACCAUUGAUUCAUAUGUUUCUGAUGAGAGAGUAGGAUUAGCUGAACCUGCAGAUGGAAUAGAGCUGUACCUGUGCCCUUCCCAAGGGAAAACCGUGGAGAUUCUAUCUCGGCACUUGCCAAAGGAGCAUUUGGAGAGUCUUGCUGUGGCGGGAUCAUCCUUCAUUGGAGUCGUUGUCUGGCGGAGGCCCAAUGUUCCUAGGGUACCCUCCCACCAUAGACAUGAUGGUUCCAAGAGGCAGUCAAUCCUAAGGAAACCACAGGUUACUAAUUCGGUCCCUAGGCCCUCCUUGCCUCUGAACUCAUAUGGUGCACCACCAGGCUUUCCCAACCAGCGUCACCACCACGAGGAGGAUGUAACUGAUGAUGUCCCUCCGGGCUUUGGCCCUGGUGUUGCUAGGGAUGAGGACGAUCUUCCUGAAUUUAACUUUGUUAACUCGUCAAACCCUGCUGCUAAUGUAACUGCACAUGCCUACAAGGGCCGGCAACAUGUACCACCCUCUGCUCGCCCAACAGAGCAAAUGCGGGAACUGGUUCAGAAGUAUGGUAAAAGAUCAUCUGUUCAAGUUCAUCCCUGGGAUGACGACGAUGACGAUGACAUACCAGAAUGGAUUCCCAACCAAGCCACCCACCAGCCAAUUAGGCAGCCAACACUGCCACCCGCCCCACAGCAACAGUCGUUGCCUCCACCACCUCCCGUUCAACAAAUGCAUGCCUACCACCAGCAGCAACAGCUUUACCACACGAACGCAGUGCAGCCUCAGGUGCCCAGCAGCCCGCUGCCCCAGGCUUGCCUCAGGACCCAGCAGCCUGUGCAGCACCAGCUCCGUUUGCAGCAGCAGCCUAAUGCUUGGUGGCCGCAGCCGCCGCACCGGUGACUAACAUAGUAAAGCAGCAACCCCAGUAUGGUGUAGUGCCCAGCAAUAGCAGCGUUCAGGGCUAUGACUCUGGCAGCGUGAGUUGUAUGGCAUGGAGACCGAUAUAGAACAUUGUAAAAUUCAAUCGGUUUUCCUUGUAGCUGUGGUACAGCCUGAGAGCGUCCGUUGUAGCUGUAGUACAAGGGAUGUAAUCUGGAUAGACUAGAUAGUUGCUGGUUGUAGUCGUAAUCUUUAGGAAUUCUACUACCAUCGUUUUGAACAAUAGUUGCUCUUCUCGGAUCAUUCUGUGCUCGUACGCACAGCGAACAACCACAACAAUGUACAUCAGAACUGAACUUUCGAAACCUUGAGCGCAUCAGAACUUGAUGCUCGUUUUAAACCCUUUUAAUUGA